Molecule: messenger RNA, 6587 nt
Organism: Cydia pomonella (codling moth)
Lineage: Eukaryota; Metazoa; Arthropoda; Insecta; Lepidoptera; Tortricidae
Gene: spri
Product: protein sprint
Exons: 23
Coding region: 45-5018 (1657 amino acids)
Biological process (GO): vesicle-mediated transport; phosphatidylinositol phosphate biosynthetic process; signal transduction
Cellular component (GO): cytosol; phosphatidylinositol 3-kinase complex; endocytic vesicle
Molecular function (GO): 1-phosphatidylinositol-3-kinase regulator activity; small GTPase binding; guanyl-nucleotide exchange factor activity
Source: RefSeq, a predicted model, not a curated record
ACAAAAAUGUAGAUGUGAAAAAAGUUUUGCCUACAGUUGGGACGAUGUCAGUUGACCAGGCAUCCCCUCUUGUGCCCAUCAAGCCACAAGUGUCUCUGCAGAACAGUGCGCUGAUUAAAAACAGUCAUAAUAGGAGCAGUUUUUGUGGAGCGAUUCCGUCGCCGACAAACGGCAAUGGGACGUUCAAAACUUUCGCCGUGAACCGUAAGAGUUGGAGCGGGAACGUGACACUUCCACUCCAACAGUUCAGCCCCGACACCCAAACCCCCCAGCUCGGGACCUUCCGCUCCGGCACCGGGACGUUCCCGAGGAACAGGGAGCGGAACAAUAACGGCUCAAACGGAAUAUUAACACCUAACGGGAACUCGGUGCAGACGUUUAGAGGAAAUGAAGUGCGGAGGAGCGGAUGUACUAACGGCCGGCGCUACGCUGAGAUCGGAAACUGGAGUAAAAGAAAUGCAACGUUCCUGGAACCUCACCUGCAAGGCGUGAGGCGGCGGGACAGCAGGAGCUCCGACUCCGAGCACGAUGAGCGCUCCACGGAAGACGACGAGCGCUCCCUCAUCCGGAGCUCGCCCCGCACCCGGCUGCCCCCUCCCCCGCCACCACCGCCCGAUGACGAGCCUCCCCCGCUGAAGCCAAGGGAAUUCUUCGAGAGACUCCAAAGCCAAGCGAUGCGGGAGGCGCAAGAUCGCAAAAGGAGGGAUCUACCGCUGAAAGAAAGCCAAGUGUUCCGGCCCGUCGACGCUGAUGAUAGUCUUGGGGACAGCCUAAGUCAGAGCCGAGAGAGCCUGUCAUCAGAUGGCGAAGGUGUCCGCGGCGACUGUUCGUCAGUGGAUUCAUCUUCAGGGUCAGAGGAACAGCCUCCAUGUGACAUCGGACUCCUAGAGCGACUGAUUAGAACACAUCCCGUCUGGUUCCUUCCUGGCAUUCAGAGGGCUGGGGCAUUCCAUCUUCUACAGGGGAAAGAGGAAGGGAACUUUGUGGUUCGGCAGUCGAGUCAGCCCGACACGAUGGCUAUCAGUGUUCGGUUGCCGGCGGACAAGGGGCCAUAUAUAGAACACUACCUGAUACAGGCCUCAGGGGGCCGCAUAGGCCUCGAGACCUCGCAUAACCGAUUCGAUAAUAUACCGGAGCUGAUUGCGCACUAUUCUCAGUGCUGUGAUGAAUUACCAGUCCAGCUUCAAUUACCACGUCCCCUCCGCGAAGCAAAGAGCAGACACCAGCUCAGCUCCCUGGCCUUGCUGGGCCAAGAGUUCUGGGGCUAUCCCAUGGCUAACCCAAAGAACAACCCGCAGAAUCUGCUCUCACCCAGCCAAUCGAAUGGCGUCGUGCCUAUGGCUGUGACGCCUUCUGACACGGGAUCUAGUCUAAGCAGUUUUAAUGCAAGUAUAGGAACAAACUCAAGAGAACAGAUACUCAGUCCAGAGAACGAACAAAAUGUCGUGCUUAAGAUGUCAUCGAUAGAUACAUCAGGUUCCCCUCCGAGUCAAAACCAGAACCUCAGCACUUUUAAGGGCAGACAAGCCCCUUCACCGCCCGCGAAACCAAACGGAGCGUUCAUUCGUGCUCCCAGGCCGACCCCACCUAAUACUUUAAGUCUCAUGUCUAGUACCGCUCAUAUAACACAACCUCAUACAUUCCCUACCAGCAACACGCAACAUUCCCCCACGCAGUUAGGCAGUGCUAAGACCACUCCUCCACCGCCGCCUCCUAGAUGGGCUAAACCUCCUUUCCCAAAAUCCAUGUCACCCAAGAACGAGGUUUCAGCUUUCAACCCCAUUAACAAAGCAUCAAACGGAAACAUAACAGUCACGACAACAGUCACGUUUAGCGUCAAUAACACUCAGAUCCACAAUCACCAAAUAAACGAAAGCAUUCGGAGUGACCGGCUACAACUAACGCUUGCGUCUAACGCUAUCAACAAUAACAGUACGACGGAUUUGUUCACCAUCAUGGACGAUGCAAAAGCAUAUGAUGAAUGCAACGAACAGAACUUGAUGCACCGCAUGUCGCCAGAGGGGGAGUGCAUCAGUACCAUGGCAGCUAAUUUGCACGGCAGCUUAAAACGACAAAUGAUUGAGCAGAACACUGAGCCUGGAUCGCCGUUAGAACCGCAAUCUCAAACGAAUACUUCCGAUUCCGCCGAUCCGCUGGGCAAUAGUUUGACUAAGUCUAACAACAGUUUUUCACCUAAUCAGCUAGUUUCACCUAAUGGUACCAAUUCAGUUACCAGUGGUAUUUUCUCUCCGACCAGUCAAAUAAAUUCGCCAGUAUCUAACGAUACUAUUUCUUCCAAAAGUGGUGUUUUUUCUCCAUUAAGUCAAACAAAUAAAAGUGAGAUUUUCUCACCUGUUUCGAGAAGUUCUCCUUUGACAAAUAAGCAUGUGUUUUCCCCAACAUCAAAUCAAUCUAUGGUCUCACCUAUGAAUGGGAAAGAAAGAGAUAAAGUAUUGUCCCCAAACUCUAAUACCACGUCGACUACGCCGUCUGGUCGAUCCAGGAGGAGUAAGCACUCCAUGCGAAAGGAAUCCAGGCAUUAUCAGGAAUCUGAUAUCUUGGAAUCACCAGGCGUUUAUUAUCGAAGUUCUUUGAUGGAUAAAGUAUCUGAUUAUGAAGAUAUUUGGGGACCGGAAAGCAAUACUUGUUCUUCUUUCAAACCUUUGAAAUCAGAGAGCGACAAUAACGUGCACAAUGGACUUAUGAAGAGCAAAAGACCUGAUCUGCUACCAGACACUUUACCAAAAUUAAACGCAGCAAAGAGUACACAAUCUAUUCUCGAAAAGGAGAAUAUACAUAUACUCAAUUCAACCGAAAACUUAAGUGAAAAACGAAAACUAUCUGAAACGUCACUUAAAAACAGUUUCAACGGUUCAAACGAGCUGAUUGCGACAACCAACAGCAAAGGAGAAAUUAUACCAAAGAGGCCAGAUAAACUUAGCAUUUCUAUGAACAUGAAUAAGAAAUUGACUGAAGAAAUCGAAGCCACAUUUAAAAAUUCGGAGAAUCAUAAUACUGAAAGCAUGGAAACGGUGAAAUUAGAAGAUGAUUGCGUUAAACAAAUGAAUGGCGAUGACUCUGAUAAAGAUAAUGCUGGGAGUCCAUUCUACGCAGAUCCUGUGGAUACUCUAAAAGAAGCAGCGUUACCACAGGUACAACGUCGCAAACUCCUUCGAGUUGGAGUCAGUUUAUCGCAGAGGUACUCGGAGCCACCUCACAACCACCCAUACUACCCGCUUCGUGAUAUGCAUAGCAUAGAGGAGUUAUCACCUUCAUCCCCAAAUACUUCAACAUCGGUGGACAAUCUGGUGUCUCUCCGGAGUAAACCGAAGAUUAAACCAGUGCAGCCGCCGCGCGUCGCUAACAAGCCUCCUUCGGGCAAAACUGAUACUUGGACUGUAGACGCCAGCUGGGAAUUUAUUAAUAAGAACGACGAAGGUUCGAACAGCGAAAGCGGAACGUUCCCAUCGCUGGCCGAGCAGGAGACGAGGUUGAGUGGAGUGGACGACGGGGCGCAGCAUUUGACGGUGCAUCAGGUUGUUGCUCAAAGGUUCCCCGAGCUGCACCUGAACUCCGAACCUGUGGCGCUGCCCGAGGAGCGCUCCCCGCCGCGCGCCUCCUGCUAUGACAAUGUACAUGAUCUCAGACCGUUAUCCGAACAGGCAAGCGAUGACGGCACAGUUUUUUCAGAGCCUUGGGAUAGCGCACAAUGGGAUGGACUACUGCCCUGCAACGGACCUCAAUCCCUUGAUAUGGACGAGCCUUGCGAAUGGGAGUCUCCGAUCCCAAGACGAGCGCAUUUGGAAGCGACGCGGGCCAAGAGCUUCAGGGAUCGAUUAGAUCCCCUAUUAGCUGCGGGUCGCGUGCGCGCCCUUCGAGGUGGUCGAUCAACGCGCGGCGCGGGCGCAGCGUUGCGCGCUUAUGCUCUUCAUCUGGCGCAGGACAAGAGCACGACCUUCGCGCAGAAUGUCGAUAAUUUCAUCGCAUGCACUCUUGACUCUAAGGAAACUUGUCCGCAGGUGAUGAUGCGCAACAUGAGGCAGUUUAUGUCUGGAAUGAAAAAUUAUCUUGUGAAGCACGGAGAGCGAGAGUUCGAGAAAGAAGUUGAAAAAGAAAGGCUCAAGUUAAAAUCGACAGAGUUCCUGAACCUGGACGCCAUACUAGAGGGCGUGAUGCACCGGCUGGUGGUGCGGCCGCUGCGCGCGCGGCUGUACGCGCUGCUGGCGGCGUGGCACGCGGCCGACGUGCGCCGCCUGCACGCCGCCGUCGAGCGCGCGCAGCACGCCACGCCGCUGCAGCUGGGCGUCAAGGAAUCCACGAAAGUCCCGUCUUCAGCGGUCUUGGCAGUGAUUUCGAAGCACUUCCUCAAGAUGCAAGAGGCGGACUCUCCAUUGGAUAAACUAGAAAACCUUCUCGCUGCGAUAUCUGUUAUGUUCAAUGCGAUUCGCGGUGAGCGCGCGCUCGGGGCCGACGAUCUGCUCCCGGUGUUGGCGUGGACGGUGGCUCGCUGCCGGCUCGUCUGCGCCGAGCUUGAAGCUGAACUCAUGGCUGGACUCCUACCCGCUGCGUUGUUGGCUGGGGAGGGAGGAUACUACCUUACUGCGCUGUUUUCUGCUGUGGCCGUGCUCAAGAGAUUGGCACCGGAACCCGGUCCAGAUAGCGCGACACCGGGGCGGCGCGGGUCGGCGGAGAGCGCGGCGGGCGCGGGCGGCUGCUGCGUGGUGCGCGUGGCGCUGCCGGACGAGUGCCGCGGCUCCAUCCGGCGCGUGGCGCUGCCGUGCCGGCCCGGCGCGCGCGCGCGCGACCUGUGCCGCGCGCUGGCGCACGCCGCCGCCAUCACCAACCCGCAGGACUACGCGCUCUUCGCGCUGCACGACGAGCAGGAAACGAUGUUAAACGAGAACGACUGCCCUCAAGAAGUUAUGGCCGAAAAGAACGGAUUGAACUUCAUCCUGGCUUACAAGAGGAUAGAUGCCAAAAUCGCGUGGCCACAGCAGGCGCUACUCUCCUAUCCCUAAACUGGUCGAAUAUGCCAAAUCUGUCUAACCCGCUGGUUUUGGACAAACUGUGACAAGGACAGAUAAUAUGCGUUAACGUGUCCAACGUCGUAGUCAGUGAUUUUAAUCCAGAGUUUGAACAAAUGGUUUUCGGAACUAUAAACGCUUUUACUGAUACAUACGAGUGAAGUCAGUCUUGGUGAUUGAAUUGAGUUCUCUAUCUCUAUCCAUGAGCGAUACAGCUGGAGUUACCAUAUUCGAAUUAAAUGCUGCCAACACUACCACCUACUCGUAAUUUCUGAAAACCCUAUGUAAUGAAUUACUCUGAUCUAAACUCUUGGAUUAAAGACAAAAUAAUCUCUUAAUCGAGGAAAAGGAUCUUAAGAACUAAUAUGUGCAAUAGAUAAGUGAAAUAGAACCCCGAAACUCUCAGUACCAAUAAGUAUGUCGUGUUUACAGGAUACUCAUUCAUAACAUAACAAAUAAUCUAUAUUUAUAACAUCUUUCUUAGUGAUAAAGUGAUAUUUUCUAACGAUAUUACCCAGCUAGAAACAUUAAAGCUUACCUUUAUGCAUAAGUACAUAAUUUCUUUAGACAGUAUUUUUUAAAUGCUACUCAACCAUAAGCGUACUAAUUGUCAUUUAAUAAUGUAGCUUUUUUACCCAAUCGUAUUAUGUAAGUAAUGUUUUAUACAUGCCUAUAAAACGACUGAACAAAAUUAUUUGUCUUAAAAAUACAAAUUUUGUGAAUUUGUAUGUGUGGUUUGGAUUGAUUCGAUUUAAAAUGUAUAGGAAAAACUGUUUUUCUAAAAUAUUAUUUUCUUCUUUCUCUUGUGUUAUAUUUAUGCUAUUAUAAAUUGUUUCCAUUCAAAGGAAUUUGUAGGUAUUUGUUCCUAAAUUUUAAGUAAACCUGAGUACGCUAAUAUUCUUACCAAAUUGUUAUUUGAGUUUUAAAAUUUAUUUCGCUAAAAUUUCUAGUUUCAUAUUUUACUUUUGAAGUAUAUUUAACUCUUUAAUACUAACUUGUUUAUGAACUGUGAUGUAAUUCGUAUUAGUAACGUAAGGAUUUGUAUUGAUUUUGUAUAUUCGUAGAGGCGUUUCGUAAUAUAAUUUAUUUAUACUUAAUCUUAAGGAAAUGUGUUUAACGCAGUGUUGCAAGUCUGUGGAACAAAUUAGCAAAAAAACAGUCGCUGAUACUUGUUUGGAUAACUAUAGAAAGUCUAAGAUGUGCUAACUUUGCCUUAAUGCCACAGACAAUAUUUUUAUAGUUAGCCCAGUAGAUAUACUCUGGCAAACCCACAUUGUCAGUAGAAAAAGGCGUUAAAUUCAAAUUUUAUAUGGGAGGUAACCCUUCGCACCUACUUUUUUUUAUUUGCCGCCUUGUCCUACUGACGGAAAUGGCUUGCCAAACUAUACCAUCAUUUUAUUAUCUGUGGUAGGCGGCGAUUCUGGAUCAUGUGACAUUGAUCACACCUACAUUUUGUAUUUAUUGCAGUCUUGUAUUUUAACGUUAGUCAUAAUAACACGUAUAUUGUGUUUUGAUAACAAUUUCAGUCACUUGUGAAGAAUAAACGAAUUUUUACCAAACUUA